This is a messenger RNA of Mesitornis unicolor (brown roatelo), 513 nucleotides long. RefSeq names its product dachshund homolog 1-like. The record is from RefSeq and is a predicted model, not a curated record. The annotation marks the transcript as partial. The transcript has 4 exons. NCBI's taxonomy places the organism in Eukaryota, Metazoa, Chordata, Aves, Mesitornithiformes, Mesitornithidae.
AUGAGACCCCGCUCUCCACACCAACCGCAAGAGACAGCCUUGACAAACUUUCUCUAACUGGGCAUGGGCAACCACUACCUCCAGGUUUUCCAUCUCCUUUUCUAUUCCCUGAUGGAUUGUCCUCCAUAGAGACACUUCUGACUAACAUCCAGGGUCUACUAAAGGUUGCUAUAGACAAUGCCAGAGCUCAAGAGAAACAGGUCCAACUGGAAAAGACAGAACUGAAGAUGGAGCUCUUCAGGGAACGAGAACUGAGGGAAACACUUGAAAAACAGUUGGCUGUGGAGCAAAAGAACAGAGCAAUAAUUCAGAAACGUCUAAAGAAGGAAAAGAAGGCAAAGAGGAAAUUGCAGGAAGCACUUGAAUUUGAGACUAAACGACGGGAGCAAGCAGAACAGACACUGAAACAGGCAGCUUCAACAGAUAGUCUCAGGGUCCUAAAUGACUCUCUGACCCCAGAGAUAGAAGCUGACCGCAGCGGGGGCAGAACAGAUGCUGAAAGGACAAUACAAG